GCAGAAUCAUAGAUUUGAUUAGGUUAGUUGACAAAAUAUAUCAAAUUGUGGAGUUAAGUCGCAGAGAUUCAAAUUAUUUAACUUGUUACAAAUAUAAUUGUUAUAUUAUAUUAAAUUACAUAGAGUAAUAUUUUAAUAUUGACAUAUGUAACAAAAUUCGAAGAUUAAAUUAAUCUUCUUUGCGUUGUUGUUUUAAAUAAGGAAUUAUUAAAAAAUGACAACACGAGAGAUAUUAACGAUUCAAUUAGGUCAUUAUUCUAAUUUUAUUGGCACUCAUUGGUGGAAUCUUCAGGAAACUAAUUUUUCUUAUGAUCCUGAUAAUCCUUCAGAGAUAAAUCAUGAUGUUUUGUAUAGAGAAGGAGAAAAUUUCAAGAAACAAAUAACGUUUACUCCAAGACUUUUAUUAGUAGAUUUGAAAGGAACUUUAGGUUACUUAAAAGAAAGUGGAACUUUAUACAGUACUCCGCAACAAGAAGAAGCAUCUUCAUUAUUAUGGGAUAAAGAAAAUGUAGAAAUCACAGAGGAAAAUACAUUUCCUAAACCUGCCUUUAUAGAAAAUUUAGAUAAAUCUACAGAAGGAGCACAAUCGCAAGAUUUUAAUCUUGAAAAUUCAGUAAAUACAUGGGUCGACUACUUAGUGCCUAGAUUUCAUUCAAGAACAGUUAAUACUGUAAGAGAAUAUGAACAUAAUAGUAGCAAUCAUCCAUUUGAUAUUUACACCUAUGGAAGAAAUUUAUGGAACACAGAACAAUUUUCAGAUGAUUUUAUAGAUAGAAUACGAUCUUAUAUAGAAGAAUGUGAUUUAAUGCAAGGUUUUCAAGUAUUGGUUGACUCCAUAGAUGGAUUUGCUGGGCUUGGUAUAUCAUGUAUUCAACACUUAAGAGAUGAAUAUGGCAAAAGUAUUUUAGCAUUUCCUUGUAUCAAUGGUCAGAACACCGAACCAUCAGCAUCAGACUUAGUUAAAGCUAUUAACAUAGCAUUAUGUUGGCAGCAUAUAGGAGAAUACUCGUCACUCUUUAGUCCUCUUUGUUGCGGAGAAAGUGGUUGGCUACAAAUGGGCACUCCUCGAAAAUUUGACAAUCUUACUUACGAAUUAGAACUUAAAUAUCACACUAGCUCGAUAUUGGCAACUGCAUUGGAUACAUUGAGUUUAAGAUACAGACGGAAAGAUUAUCCUAAUGUAAUAUUACCUGAUUUAUGUGCCGAUCUUAAUAAACUUGGAUGGAAAGCAGUAGCAACCAGUCUAAGUUUACCCUUUCCAAUGACAGUAAAGCGAGAUUUGAUAGACAUAUUAGACGAUUACGAAGGUUCUUUAUGGACAAGUUUGACACCCAGUUGUGAUAUACCAAUGGAUAAAAAUAUGCAAAGUAUAGCAUUACGAGGAAUAUCGGAAGAUAGAUUGAAGAGACCGAUGCACGAGGCAAUCAAGCAAAUAUCGAAACCUGCCUAUAGAUGUUCUACCGUACACGAAAUGAUGACGCUUUAUUUAGCUUGUACAUGUCAUGCAUCAGCAACAUAUUUGUCUACCAUAAAAUCAAGUCUCAAAAUACAACAGCCAUAUCCAAAAAUAUUUAAUACUAACGUUACGGAAACCGGAGAUAUAGCAGGAUGGCCAGUAGGAGAAGAUGUACGAUCAGUUCCAGUAAUGGCUGGAUUACAUUCUGGAAGCAGUCUUGCAUCAAUGUAUGAGUCUUUACAUAAUCAACUACAGAGAAUACGGAGUAUUAAAAAGUUUCAUGCUUUUACCGAUUCUGGUCUCGAAGAGGAUGAAUUUUUAGACUGUUUGAAUCAUUUAUUGGAUUGUAAAGAAACGUACGAAGACCAUUAUAUUUGAAGAGUAAAAUAAAAAUGCUAAUUUUUUAUAUA
Messenger RNA from Vespa mandarinia (Asian giant hornet), 1866 nucleotides. It is a transcript of the gene mst, whose product is annotated as misato mitochondrial distribution and morphology regulator. Gene Ontology annotation, cellular component: cytoplasm; mitochondrion. The record is from RefSeq and is a predicted model, not a curated record. NCBI's taxonomy places the organism in Eukaryota, Metazoa, Arthropoda, Insecta, Hymenoptera, Vespidae. Gene Ontology annotation, biological process: mitochondrion organization.